Molecule: messenger RNA, 3326 nt
Organism: Archocentrus centrarchus (flier cichlid)
Lineage: Eukaryota; Metazoa; Chordata; Actinopteri; Cichliformes; Cichlidae
Product: E3 ubiquitin-protein ligase DTX3L
Exons: 4
Coding region: 89-1372 (427 amino acids)
Biological process (GO): Notch signaling pathway; protein ubiquitination
Source: RefSeq, a predicted model, not a curated record
CUGAAAGUGAAAGCAGAAGCAGCCGGAGGCUCUCUGCACGGCGCACGGGAACAAGGGCUCGGUCCGGACGGUGUCGGGGUUCUGCAGUAUGGAGAUUAUCACAGGCAUCGUUCUCAGCAUUGAUAAAACUUGUUUUGAAAAGCUUGGAAUAUCAAAAAACAUUCUUCACCCUUACAAUGUUGAGGAGCAGAAAUUCAGCUACAAAGUGAGGGGAACCUUUGAAAAGCUGGAUAAACUUGUAAUGGAACUUCAAUCAGUAAACCAUCAUUCCAGUCAUGCCACACAUGGACGGAGUCAGCACAAUGAACGUGCUUCAACUCAUGCUGAAUCUGUGGAUGUAUCUGGGAUUGUUAUGGACUACAUUCAGCAAAAAUGUGAAAAAAAACUUAGAAAAAUUAUAGGAGACAGCUUUUUAAUGGAAAUACAGCCUGACACCAGAGCUGUGCACAGUCAAGUCAGUAGCACUGUACGGGUUACUUUCAGAGCACGGGGUGACUCGAUACACCAAGCUGAGUUUGUCAGACAGAGAUUCAUCACAUUAUACCAGAGAACUGCCUCUGACCUGCACAUCAGAUCUCUCCACGUGAAUCCACAUGACCGUAAUGAUCUGCAGGGAAAAUUUCCAAAUCUCAUUUUUAAACCAAGCGACAAGAACCAUAAACUAACAGUGAUUGGACCUUUCCCAGUCGUAGCUAAAUUCAAAGAGUUUGUGUCUCAACUAAGUUCAACUAAGAGCCCAGUCAACAAAGUUCCAGCUGACGCACGAAGCAGCAGAAUCUCAGGUUCUUCACCUAAACACAGCAAAGAACCCGAAGAGGAAUCUUGCCCAAUCUGUAUGGAAACAAUAGUCACAAAACAAAAGAAGACACUGCGUUGCAAGCACUCAUUUUGCGAAGAGUGUCUGAAGAAAGCUUUUGAAUACAAGCCUGUAUGUCCAACCUGUGGGGAGUUAUAUGGCACUUUAAAGGGGAUACAGCCUGAUGGAGGCACUAUGAAUAUCACCAAAAACUCUUCAUCUCUGCCUGGUUAUGAGAAAUAUGGAACAAUAGUCAUCCAUUAUAACAUUCCAAGUGGUAUUCAAAAGGAGGAGCAUCCCAACCCAGGUCAGCCAUAUGAAGGAACGUCCCGGACAGCCUACCUUCCAGAUUCCUCUGAGGGCAGGAUGGUCCUGAAACUGCUGACUCGAGCCUUUGAGCAGAGACUCAUCUUCACUAUUGGACGGUCCACUACCAGUGGCAGGAACAAUACAGUCACAUGGAAUGAUAUUCACCACAAAACCUCAACACAUGGAGGACCAACUAACUAUGGAUACCCAGAUCCAGAGUAUCUCAGCCGAGUUCAAGAUGAAUUGAAAGUCAAGGGAAUUGAAUGAGUUCUUUUAAUGUUUGUCUCAACAUGACUGCAAAGAAGAUUUACUAAGUUACACAACUACUUUUUGGUUUGUCUUUUUUUUUUUUUGUAACUAAAAAACUUUGAACAGAUGUAACAAAGAAGGAAAGGAACAGCUCAUGAUCUGCAGCAUACCACAUCGUCUCAAAGAGAGUGGGGGCAGACGACCCGGUCACUAGUGUUCAUUAAUGAAAUGACUGCUGAUAGAAGCAGCAGGAUGAGUUCUGAAGCGUGCAGGGUUAUUCUCUGCUCAGAUUCAGCCAAAUGCUGCAAAACUGAUGGGAUGGUGCCCAACGCACACUGGGCUUCUGUAGGAGGUAGAGCAGUCAGAAAGUAGUGAACCCCAAAUUUCUCCUAGUGCAUCCAUCAGAGAGAGAGAGAGUGUGUGUGUAUGACUGAUUAAGCUUAACAAUUAAACAUUUUAUCAAUGUGUGUGAAUGGCCUGUAGUAAAAUGUGCAACAUACGUACCUGUCCAUUUACCAUACUGCAAAAGCAACCCAAGAAUUCCUCAAGGCAAAGAAAUUGGAUUUUCUUCAGUGUCAGUCACCUGAUCUCAACCUGACAGAGCAUUCAUCAACACAAACCUGAAGGCAGAGACCCACAAACAAGCACCAACUGCAGGCAGCUGCAGUAACAGCCAGUGCAGAGUAGAAUGCAUUCCAAACAAAUGACUGUAACCACAUUACAUUUUUCAGUAAUGCAGUAAUGAGUUACUGGACUAAAUUCAAUAAUCACAUUACAGUUACAAUGAUGUUGUUACUUGUGUUGCAAGGGUUCUUGAGUUGUCUGCACACUGGCAGAUAGAAAAAGAAACCUCAAACAUGUCUUUUUCUUUCUGGGAAUUUGUGCUGAUUUUGGUUCAUGUGCAGGGAGAGGAUAUGGCCUUUUAUUUUGAGGAGUGCAGGUUUUGAUUGCACAAAAGUGCAAACUGUUCCCAGGAUAGAAACAACUGAAUUAUAAGCGCAGAUAGCAUGCUAACACAACGUUAAUGAAGAACCCAGAGUGAUGUUAAAGCUGAGUGCGUCCCCACAGCCAAGCAGCCAAAGCCUGAUGAGAGUCGGGCUCGCAGCACUGGAGCCUUCAUUUGUACAGCAGAAUCACUGUGACAAUCACUUUAAAGUCUUUUUGGGCUGGUUCACUACUGCUUUGUACUGUCAACUUUGUGUUCGAACUUAAACACUAAAUGAUUGCGUGGAUCUAAUCAUUAGGACCUAGCUUAGAGCUUUCAGUGAAGCUGUAUUGUGAUGGAUGCAUUUAAUUUUUUCAGUAAGUUACAGUGCAGUAAGUCUAAGCACCUUGAGGCAACUGUUGUGAUUUGGCGCUAUAUAAAUAAAAUUGAAUUGAAUUGCUCUGCAUUUCAAAGUAGUCUGUGUAUUCUGUAUGUAAGUUGUCAGGGGUCCACAGACACUUCUGUGAUCUGUAACUUGAUGAUUCAGGCAUGCCAUUAGGUGGAAACACAGAAUUAGUCCCAUUAUGUUUCCUCCCAUAGAAUAUGGGAGGAAACGCAUCAUUUGGUGAUACCCAUGGGUUCUACACUUUUCAUUAGCAUUUUUAUCCACGUAUUAAAAAGUCCUUUUAUUUAAAUCCAUGUUAAUCUAAUUACUUUUGAUCCUCUCAAAAUGAGGGACUAUGUAUUAAAAAUGUCUGUAAUUCAAUUCAGUUUUAUUUAUAUAGCCCCCAGUUGCCUCAAGGUGCUGUAUAUUGUGAGGUAAAUUCCUAAUCAAUGCAAUGCUAUUGCAAUACUUUUUCAAACCUCUUGGAUUAAAGCUCUGUCAGCCACACACUGACUGUGGUGUACGGAGGAAAAAAUUAUGUCACUGUCCAAAUAUUAAUGGUUCCCAGCACAAUGCAUUGUAAUGAGUUCAUCUUAUUCACGCCACAGUCACUGUAUAUAUUUGUAAUCAAUUUCUGCAUUCCACCAAUUCCGACUGCAUUC